GCCCGGAAACCGCACUUUCUGAACAUCACACAUCGCCGAGCUUUCAUUCCUAAAUGUGUAGAAAUUCCACUUUCCAUUACAAGAAAAAAGGAAACAUUGCAUCCUGUUCGACGCAAAUGUGUAUAAAUUGUCUGUGUGUAAAUAUUUAAACGUAGAAUAUUUUGGGAAUCUGUUUAGAGAUUUAUUAACCUGUCACACGAAAUGUGAUCAGGGAACGAUAAAAUACUGAUAUGACGUUCUUAAAAUUUGCUAAAGAUUUUAUCUUUGCAAUGUGUCAAAUUUUAAUUCAUUAAUGAAACUUAAUUUAAAAAUUCCGGUUUUCGUUUUGCUUCCAAUGCUAUUCUUAAUAACUGUGACAACAUGCCAGAAACCUUUGAAAAAAGCGCAACUUGGAGAUUUCCCUAGUCUUGUGAUCGUGAUAUUUGCAGGUGUCGGUCCAUUAUGCACUGGUGUUCUCAUUAGCAGUGUGCAUAUUACACUUCCUGGACACUGCGUCAUGGUCGGAGAGCCAAUUUUGAAAGAGUUUGCGACAGUCGUGGCUGGCGAUAACAACUGGAAAGGAGGUGGUCGAUCCAGGGAAGAACGAAACAUAAGCUGGGUUUUGCUUCACCCAAAAUAUAAUUGCCACACGUUCGAAUAUGAUAUCGCCGUAAUAAAGGUAAUUGCACCGUUUCCUCUAACAGAAUAUAUAAAUUUAAAGGCUAUCUCAGAUGCGCUCCCAGAAUUAGGAACGCAUUGUGUGGUGGCUGUAUGGGGUUCAAGAAGGACGUGUAUCUUUAUGAAGGGUUCAUUGCGCUAUGCUAAGGUUCCUGUGAUUCGUUUCGAAAGCUGUUCAAGACCGCCUGAACUAUUCAUCCGAUCUAAAAUGAUUUGUGCUGGAAAUUAUCAGGUGAAUGGGCGGUGUAGUCAAAGCAGUGUGGGUCCAUUGUUUUGUAAAGGCUCUCUUCAUGGGUUGAAUACAGGUGGCAAGACGUCAUGUGAUCCGCUUCAUAAUAGUUUGAAAUACACCGCAGUAUACGCUUUUCGAAACUUCUUACAAACAGCAGUUGUUCGAAGAAGUGGUGAACCAUUGGUUAUAGUUCAAGUUUCGGGCUCGAAGAAAAGUCACACUCGCAUCUGGAUUUUAUUUGGUGUUCUAGCAAAUACUUCUUUAAUUAAAAUUCUUCGCAUUUGUCUUAUUUAACAUGUGUUGGUUGAUUUUCAAAAUUUGUUGCGUAAUUAAUGUUUAUGUCCUUGAAAACUAAAUCAAUAAAUUGGUUUCAGGUUUCUUUGUGA
Hermetia illucens (black soldier fly) is the source of this 1275-nucleotide messenger RNA. Its product is annotated as trypsin-like. NCBI's taxonomy places the organism in Eukaryota, Metazoa, Arthropoda, Insecta, Diptera, Stratiomyidae. The coding region runs from base 293 to 1183 and encodes 296 amino acids. The record is from RefSeq and is a predicted model, not a curated record. The transcript has 7 exons. Gene Ontology annotation, biological process: proteolysis. Gene Ontology annotation, molecular function: serine-type endopeptidase activity.